Messenger RNA from Neoarthrinium moseri, 1011 nucleotides. RefSeq lists its product as uncharacterized. Gene Ontology annotation, molecular function: 4-hydroxy-tetrahydrodipicolinate synthase activity. The record is from RefSeq and is a predicted model, not a curated record. The transcript has 3 exons. Bases 1 to 1011 code for a protein of 336 amino acids. Lineage: Eukaryota; Fungi; Ascomycota; Sordariomycetes; Amphisphaeriales; Apiosporaceae.
AUGGGAGCCAAGAUCGCUGACGCUAAGGCCAAGCCUUUACCCCCGGGGGUCUAUACUCCAGUGAUCACACUCUACGAUGAUACUCCAGCCCAGCCCGUGAAUCUUGACGCCAUGUACACGCAUUGCCAAUACUUGGUAAAUAGUGGCAUGCAUGGCUUGGUAUACUUAGGCACCAAUGGAGAGCUGGCGCUUUUGACCCAUCAAGAGCGACAAAACAUUAUCCGUACCGCUCGCAAGGCAGUGACUGACCUGGGGUUGCCUGAUUACCCUAUAGUCGCCGGUAUCAGUGCACAGAGCACCUUUGAGACGAUACAGUUCGCAAAGGAGGCUGCUGAGGCAGGUGCUGGUUGGGGAUUGCUUCUGCCCCCGAGUUACUGGGCAAAGGCCCUGACGUCCGAUGCUCUGAUCGCAUACUAUCGUGAUGUUGCGGAUGCUAGCCCCAUCCCGGUCGUUGUCUACAACUUCCCGGGUGUCACUUCGGGCGUAGACUUGGAUUCCGAUCAGCUCGCCUCUUUGGCAUCGCAUCCGAACAUAGUGGCUACCAAGCUGACCUGCGGUAAUGUCGGAAAACUUACCCGUCUGACGUCCAAAUUCGAGCCGCCGUAUUUCGGCGUCUACGGCGGCAGCAGCGACUAUCUCCUGCCGACGCUGCAUUCCGGCGGCAACGGGUGCGUGACUGGGCUGGGCAACUGCUUCCCCAAGUCCACGGCCAAGAUCUACGACUACUGGGCCGCGGGCAAACUCAACGAGGCGCGUGAGCUGCAGGAUCUGGUGGCCAACGCCGAGUGGGCCUGCAAGAAGUCGCUGUCGUGUACGAAAUACGGCGCGUGGUGGUACGUGGGUCGGCAGAUAGGAUUGAACGACGAGAAGAUGUUCAAGAUGCGAAAGCCGUACGUCGAGCUGAAGGAUGACCUGAAGAAGUGGAGUAUCGAGACGAUGAAGGUGCUGGAGGAUAUGGAGAAGAGUCUGCCUGGACGGAAAGGGGCCGCGGCGGUGAACGGUACCUCAUAA